AUGCCGGCGUUCUUCUCCCUCUUCCUCCUAGUCAUGAUCUUACAUGCCACUAUAGCAUUCUCUAGACAUCCUCCGGUGAGAAUAUCAGAAGCAACCAAAUGGAGCUCAACGAGAAGGCAGCUGGGAAAAAACACAUGCAGAACUGGCAACCCUAUUGAUGAUUGUUGGAGAUGCGACCCAGAUUGGGAAACUAACAGGAAAGUGCUAGCUGAUUGCGCAUUUGGGUUCGGAUGCAAUGCUGUGGGAGGACAAGAUGGCAACCUCUACGUAGUAACAGAUUCCGACAACGAUGACCCCGUAAACCCAAUUCCAGGCACACUCCGCUAUGGUGUCAUCCAAGAAGAACCUCUGUGGAUCAUCUUUGACAAGGACAUGGUCAUCAACUUGAAGGAACAACUUUUCAUGAAUUCACACAAGACUAUAGAUGGUCGGGGGCAAAACAUCCAGAUAGCGGAUGGUCCUUGCGUAACCAUUCGAAGCGUCAGCAACAUUAUAAUACAUAACAUCGAUUACAUACAUGGCUGUGUGCCGGGCGGAAACGUCGUGGUAAGAGACUCCACAAAUCAUCACGGUCUGAGAGGCAAGUCUGAUGGGGAUGGGAUAUCGAUAUUUGCGGCCAGGGAUGUAUGGAUUGAUCAUUGUACUCUAGCUAACUGCCGUGAUGGACUUAUAGAUGCUGUAUUUGGCUCAACAUCUAUAACAAUCUCAAACAACUACAUGUUCAAUCAUAACGAAGUUAUGCUUAUGGGUCACAGUGAUGAUUUCCUCGAUGACAAGAACAUGCAAGUCACAAUUGCCUUCAAUUUCUUUGGUGAAAAUCUGGUUCAAAGAAUGCCUAGGUGCAGGCAUGGUUAUUUUCACAUUUUGAAUAACAUAUAUACUGGUUGGGAGAAGUACGCGAUCGGUGGAAGUGCCAGUCCAACAAUCAACAGCCAAGGGAAUGUUUUUAUGGCAUUAGACAACAAUGACACAAAGGAGGCAAGUUUUUCCAUCUUACAAGUAACUAAAUAAUCACUUCCAUUCAUGCAAGAUCUUAUGAGCAACAAAAGGAAUAGGGUUUUAUCAAAUUUAACAAAAUGAAGGUCAUCUUUAGCGACAGAUAAUUAAUCACUUGACAGUUGCCUCAUUUCCCACUUAUGGAAUGGAGCAGUUCAUUCUUCACAGAUGGAUAAGUGAAUGAAGUCAAGUUUUAAGAGAUAAAAAAAGGCUAGUUUCAAAUCAUUGACACCCUUCAACUGUCCCAGCUAAAUAGCAACUU
Populus nigra (black poplar) is the source of this 1258-nucleotide messenger RNA. RefSeq names its product probable pectate lyase 22. NCBI's taxonomy places the organism in Eukaryota, Viridiplantae, Streptophyta, Magnoliopsida, Malpighiales, Salicaceae. The record is from RefSeq and is a predicted model, not a curated record. Gene Ontology annotation, molecular function: pectate lyase activity.